AUGGACAAAUUAAUUGCCAGAACUCUUCGACCCUCAAAAGUGGUGCCAUUAGAAAACAGUCAAUUACUGAUACGGAUUCCGCUGAACUGUCACCAGGGUAUUUUCAACGCUGUCAUAGAUGGCAACGGCAUGAUCUCGUUCCCGGGAUUUGACUCAUCCUGCUCACAAAGGCUAAACGUUACUAGCGUUGAACGAAGCCCAUGCGAAAAAACUGGUACUAGCGAAAGCAUCGACCAGACGCUGCAGUGUGAUGAAGAUUUCUCCAGCAUUGAAUCGGCCAUCGGCAUGCAGCGUUGGAUCGAAAACGUCAUGCGGGUCAAGGGCGGUCGUCAGCCGAGCAUGCGGCAUCUGCAUGACCACGAUUACUACUAUUCGAUGUCCAGAUUUCAUAACCCGCUACGCGACCUCAUCGACAAGACGCGUUCGGUUUAUCAGCGAUAUGUCAGCUUACAGAAUGCAAAGACCAACGCUGAACCAUACGUAUUCGGCCUGAAGGAUAGUGCGAUCGACGGUAGCCCAGCGGCUGUUCCGAGACCAAGCGAAAGUUUAUGCAUCACAUUAAAUAGCGUUGUCACGGACGAGGCGGUGUUCAAAAGAAAUCCGUCAGAAAAUAAUAUACCAUAUUCAUUCGCCAGCAUUCUAAAACUUGAACUGGAGCUGGAACUGAUAUCUGAACUGCCAAGUGGACUCUAA
This is a messenger RNA of Soboliphyme baturini, 693 nucleotides long. NCBI's taxonomy places the organism in Eukaryota, Metazoa, Nematoda, Enoplea, Dioctophymatida, Soboliphymatidae. The record is from the annotation of a GenBank genome assembly.